UUUCCUUUGCUUUAUUCUCCGCAGGAAGUUACACUCUCGAAAGUCGUCUUUCUCUCUCGCCUCGCCUCUCUUUGAACACCAAGCCAGAAGCCAUCACCAAAACAAAUCUUCCUCCCCGGACCGAUUCCGCGGCCCCCAAUCCGCCGGCAUUCCCCGCGAUCGAGACCGCCGCCGGGAGACGGUCCGAACAAGCAGCCCCGCAGACCCCCUUCUCCUCCCGCGCGCAUUCGAGGACAGGUACAGCUGUUGGUCUUGUUCCUCGUCAGAGCUUCCAUGAGUUGGAUGCAGCAUUCCAAGUGCUAGGAUCUGUGGCUGAGUGGGGAGAAUGAAUGGGGUUUCUGAAGGUCUGAUCAUCGGGACCACGGUUGGUGUGGUGAUAGGGGUUCUGCUGGCAGUUGGAAUACUCCUGUGCAUGAGGUAUCGGUGUUCUAAGGCGCAAAUAAGGAGUAGUAGCUCAAGGAGGUCAUCGAUGAUCCCCAUCCGCACCAAUGGUGUCAAUACCUGUACCGUGCUCUCGAACUCGACUACAGGGCAGGAUUCGCCGAGGGAGUUUGAAGACCGUGGGGUGUCUCUGUGGAUUGAAGGGCCUGGCAGGAAGAGCCUAAUAUCAGCUUCUGGGAUACCCAAAUAUGCAUACAAGGAACUACUGAAGGCUACCAGCAAUUUUACAACACUAUUGGGCCAAGGAGCGUUUGGUCCUGUUUACAAAGCUGAUAUGUCAUCUGGUGAGAUACUGGCUGUUAAAGUACUUGCUAACAAUUCAAAGCAAGGUGAAAAGGAGUUCCACAAUGAGGUCUUGCUUCUUGGGCGAUUGCACCACAGGAAUCUGGUGAACUUGGUUGGCUACUGUGCUGAAAAAGGGCAACAUAUUCUGCUAUAUGCUUACAUGCCUAAUGGGAGCCUAGCAUCACACUUAUAUGGUGAAAACAGUGCACCACUGAGGUGGCAUUUGAGGGUAAACAUAGCUCUGGAUGUUGCUAGGGGUUUGGAAUACCUGCAUGACGGGGCUGUUCCUCCGGUAGUUCAUCGUGACAUCAAAUCACCAAACAUUUUACUGGACCAGUCCAUGCGUGCUAGGGUUGCUGAUUUUGGGUUGUCAAGAGAAGAAAUGCUUACUCGAAAUGGAGCCAACAUACGUGGAACUUAUGGAUAUCUUGAUCCAGAAUAUGUGUCCUCAAGAUCAUUCACAAAGAAGAGUGACGUGUACAGCUACGGUGUUUUGCUAUUUGAACUGAUUGCUGGUAGAAACCCUCAACAAGGUCUAAUGGAAUAUGUUGAGCUGGCUGCGAUUAAUGCUGAUGGAAAAACUGGGUGGGAGGAAAUCGCAGACUCUCGGCUAGAAGGCACAUUUGAUGUGGAGGAGCUCAAUGACAUGGCUGCUGUGGCUUACAAAUGCGUGAGCCGCGUGUCGCGGAAGCGCCCACCGAUGCGAGAUGUUGUCCAGGCGCUGAUCCGAGUGGCGAAACACAGCCGUGGCAGCAGGAAUCACCACAGUGGGAAGCUUCCACCGGGCAGGACGGAAGACGAAUCCCUCGACGUGUCUGAGGUUCAGUCAUAUGCCUCCGGUCUUCAGAGACAGGAAUCAGUUGGCAGUGUCUCCGACCUUCCGGAUGUCUGACUGGAGUUAACAAAAGUUCCCUCUACUGUUGUUCCUGGCUCCAAGUUUUUCUCUUUCAAUUUUGUGUGAUCCUUUUGUUCUGUUCAUAUGGAAAAUACGAGGAUCAAGCAUGUACCUAUUGGAUAGGGAGGUGAAGUUUUGAGCAGUAGUUUUGUGUAUGGUGACUGGUGACUAAUGUGGAGUGUUAUCAAAUUGUAUCUCUGCUGUAUAGACCUGCAUUGUAAGUAUUUGAUGAAUAGAAGCUGACUGUUACCAUCUUUGCCAUUGCCUUUGUCAGGAGAUGAUGUCCUGCUGCAGUGCUUUUA
Messenger RNA from Brachypodium distachyon (stiff brome), 1923 nucleotides. RefSeq names its product calcium/calmodulin-regulated receptor-like kinase 1. The coding region runs from base 326 to 1618 and encodes 430 amino acids. The transcript has 8 exons. Gene Ontology annotation, molecular function: protein kinase activity; ATP binding. Lineage: Eukaryota; Viridiplantae; Streptophyta; Magnoliopsida; Poales; Poaceae. Gene Ontology annotation, biological process: protein phosphorylation. The record is from RefSeq and is a predicted model, not a curated record.